UUUCUCCCUUCUUUCUCUUUGAUCUUGUGAUGAGCAUUGCAGACAACACGAAGAAGACAGUCGCAACAGUAUCACAAAUAAAUUUGCCACAAUGAUCUCCAAACUCUUCUUCUUCUUUCUGCUCCUACUAGUAGGACUUCUAAAGGCAGUCUCCGCCCUGAACAUUGUAUUGCCAGGAGGCAGCGGUGCAUUGGGUAAGGGCCUCGCUGCGAAAUUGGGUCGUCACCACCAAGUUACCAUUCUCUCUCGCAAUGCCUUUCUGGCAUCGGCACCCAAUCGCGUUACCGAGGUUUUUGGCUGGGUCGGAAAAUCCUUUUUGGGCAAACAUCCACAUGUCACCAUUCGAGACUGGGAUGGAGGUGAUUUGCUCGAUAUUGUCGGUUGCGAUUGGAUGGGAUGGCAACAAGACACACUCGCUACAGCCGAUGUGGUGGUCAAUUUGGUCGGCGGAUACACCGAACAACGCACCAUGGCGACCGAACGGAUCGUGCGGGAAUCCAUUAGUGUCAAUAAUCGAAAUGCACUGCAAGUUGUAGUCAGUCCGACGGAACAGGAUUUUGCCAGGGUAUCCUCCCCGGGUGCCAUUACUGCCAAGAAGGAACGCGUCAGGCUCUGCGAAUCCAUGGUGGAAAGCAACUGUCUCAAUUCCGUAUGUGUACGGUUAGAUGCCAAUCGAUUGGAGGAGAACUGUGAAAAACUCAAAACUAUCAUUGAUGACUAUGAAGCAUCCUUGGCGAAACAACAACAAUAGCAAGGCAACAACGUAAACAUAAGUGAGGCAUCCAUGUUGACUGUUGACAGCUGCAUGAUGGAAACUAAGUCUGUAAAGAAUCAGGAAAAGACAACUCUAGUGCAAUCAAUGCUCCGUGUUCCUUGUUUUAUUGGCGCAAGCAUGAUACGGUAGCACUUGAGCAUUAUUUCUAGUUUGGUCUGUUUUCUCUUGCAGGAGAAGAAUUCGUGUGA
Seminavis robusta is the source of this 963-nucleotide messenger RNA. The record is from the annotation of a GenBank genome assembly. NCBI's taxonomy places the organism in Eukaryota, Bacillariophyta, Bacillariophyceae, Naviculales, Naviculaceae.